Messenger RNA from Eruca vesicaria subsp. sativa (arugula), 1973 nucleotides. NCBI's taxonomy places the organism in Eukaryota, Viridiplantae, Streptophyta, Magnoliopsida, Brassicales, Brassicaceae. The record is from the annotation of a GenBank genome assembly.
AUGUCAAUCAUCUUCUUCAACAUGCUCUCUCUUUCGCAGCAGUCCACCCUCAGAGGCGCUUCGAUUAGACACACCUCUACAUUACACCAUAGACUUCUCUUGCUUCCAACGUGGCCACAUUUCUCUAUCACUGCAACCAAACAUUAUCAGAACAACACUUACCCUCAGAAUCAGCUUAGCAACCAUCGUCCGUGGGCUCCGCAGCAUUUUUCUCCCACUUCACGCUGGAGAUGCUCGCUUCUCAAUUCAGUUUCUGAUCAAACUUUCAUGGCGGAGAAGCUCGGUGAUGAUGGCAUACUCUCUGUCAACCCUAAACCCUCCAAGGGUUUCUCCUCUAAGCUUAUCGAUCUUCUUGAGGCACUCGUGGUCAAGUUUAUGCACGAUACUUCACUCCCUCUCAACUACCUCUCUGGCAACUUCGCUCCCCUCCGAGAUGAAACUCCUCCGGAGUGCUUGAAUGGUGAAUUUCUGAGAGUUGGUCCAAAUCCCAAGUUUGAUCCUGUCGCUGGAUAUCUCUGGCACAUGGGUACAAUGAUACAUGGGGUACGCAUCAAAGAUAGUAAAGCAACUUAUGUUUCUCGGUACGUCAAGACAUCACGUCUCAAGCAGGAAGAGUUUUUUGGAGCUGCCAAAUUGAUGAAGAUUGGGGACCUUAAAGGGAUUUUCGGAUUGCUUAUGGCCAAUAUGCAACAUCUGAGAACUAAACUGAAAGUAUUGGACGACUCUUAUGGAAAUGGAACUGCUAAUACAGCCCUCGUAUAUCACCAUGGACAACUUCUAGCAUUACAGGAGACAGAUAAGCCUUAUGUCAUCAAAGUUUUGGAAGAUGGAGACCUGCAAACUCUUGGCAUGAUAGAUUAUGACAAGAGAUUGACACACUCCUUCACUGCCCACCCAAAAGUUGACCCUGAUACGGGAGAAAUGUUUACAUUUGGCUAUUCGCAUAUGCCACCUUAUCUCAUAUAUAGAGUGGUGUCGAAAGAUGGUAUUAUGCAUGAUCCUGUCCCAAUUACUAUCUCAGAGCCAAUCAUGAUGCAUGAUUUUGCUAUUACUGAGAAUUACUCAAUUUUCAUGGAUCUUCCUAUGCACUUCAGGCCAAAGGAAAUGGUGAAAGAAAAGAAAAUGCUAUACUCAUUUGAUCCUACAAAAAAGGCUCGUUUCGGUGUUCUUCCACGCUAUGCUAAGGAUGACCUCAUGAUUAGAUGGUUUGAGCUUCCCAACUGCUUUAUAUUCCACAACGCCAAUGCUUGGGAAGAAGAGGAAGAGGUUGUCCUCAUCACUUGUCGCCUUGAGAAUCCAAAUCUUGAUAUGGUCAGCGGGAAUGAGGAAGAAGUACUUAGAACUUUUAGCAACGAAUUGUAUGAAAUGAGAUUCAACAUGAAAACGGGCUCAGCUUCUCAGAAGAAACUAUCAGCAUCUUCAGUUGAUUUUCCCAGAAUCAACGACUGCUACACUGGAAAGAAACAAAGAUAUGUAUAUGGUAUCGGAACAUUUCUGGACGGCAUUUCAAAGGUUACAGGAAUUAUCAAGUUUGAUCUGCAUGCGGAAGCUGAGAAAGGCAAAACGACGUUGCAAGUAGGAGGCAAUAUCCAAGGAAUAUAUAAGCUGGGACAAGGCAUAUAUGGUUCGGACCCUAUAUAUGUCCCGCGGGAGACAGCAGAAGAAGACGAUGGUUACUUGAUAUUUUUUGUUCACGAUGAAAACACAGGAAAAUCGUGUGUGAAUGUGAUAGACGCAAAAACAAUGUCCUCCGAGCCAGUGGCAGUGGUGGAGCUGCCACACAGGGUCCCAUAUGGCUUCCACGCCUUGUUUGUUACAGAGGAAAAACUCCAAGAACAAACUCUAAUAUAAGCCAAAUUGGUGCAUUUAUAUGUAGAAUAUAGUUAUGGAAAGGAUAAAACACUAAAUAUUAAACCUAAUCACGUGUAUGUAUGGUAUAUUAUAUUGUAAUCAAGUGAUAUAAUGGAAUAUUC